Molecule: messenger RNA, 1938 nt
Organism: Corylus avellana
Lineage: Eukaryota; Viridiplantae; Streptophyta; Magnoliopsida; Fagales; Betulaceae
Product: coiled-coil domain-containing protein SCD2
Biological process (GO): cytokinesis by cell plate formation
Source: RefSeq, a predicted model, not a curated record
UCUCUCUCUCCUUCCGAUUUUCCUUCGGCUUUAUCGAGAAAAUCUAGCUCCGAUAAAAAUCUUGGCCUCACUCAACAACUACUACACACAUACAUAUAUAUAUAUAUACACUUAUAUUUAUGGAUCGGAGGAGGCCUGCGAGUCCGGUGUACGCGAGGCAGUGGAGCGGGGGUUCGAGCAGCACGGGCUCAUCAUCGCCGGCGAUGUCUCCUGCGCACCCGAACUCGCGGCUGGGGCCCACUGGCUUCUCCACUGUCAAGCGCACCCAAAACGCCGCCGCUAAGGUCGCGGCGCAGCGCCUGGCUAAGGUCAUGGCGUCGCAGACCACCACUGCUGACGACGACGAGGAAGACGAUCUCGAGUUCAGAUUCGGAGCCGGGCCUCCACCUGUACCCUCAUCUCACUCCAGCGCCAACAGUAAUAGUAAUAUUGCUACUUCUUUUCCUGCGAUUUCGGUAGCUCGGCCUAAUCGAUCUCCGUCACCUGCGUUAGGUCGGAACAUAAUAGAGCAUGUUCCUUCGGUUCGUUCGACAUCGACCGGAAGACCAUCAAUGUCAGUUCGUUCUACGAACUUGGUGCCACCCAGCAGAUCCUCACUUAGAACUCCGAUGACUAUACCUCCGAUCGAUACUCCUACUAGUAGGAACAGAGAGAAAAGGUUUAUGCCAGAGAUUGGACAACUCAACUUAAAAGAUAAAGGAGAUCAGCGUGAAGCUUCUGCAAUUCGUGAUGAACUUGAUAUGCUACAAGAAGAAAAUGAGGAUAUAAUCAACAAGCUUAGACUUGCAGAAGAAAGACGUGAGCAAGCAGAGGCCAGAGCUAGGGAGCUUGAGAAACAGGUUGCUACUCUUGGAGAGGGUGUGUCCCUUGAAGUCAAAUUGUUGAAAAAGAAGGAAGAAAUUUUGCGUCAAAGAGAGGCUGCUCUAAAGGCUGCAAAACAAACCAAGGAUGGGAGGGAUGAUGAGAUUGCAGUUCUUCGUACAGAAGUUGAGAACUUAAAAGAUGAUGCUGCAACAGCUCUGGAACACAUUCGAGAAGCAGAAUCUGAAGCAAAGGCUCUUCGGACAAUGACACAGAGAAUGAUUUUGACUCAGGAAGAGAUGGAGGAGGUGGUUCUUAAGAGGUGUUGGCUUGCUCGCUACUGGGGUUUAGCUGUACAGCAUGGCAUAUGUGCAGAUAUAGCAGCGUCAAAGCAUGAACAUUGGUCGUCUUUAGCCCCUCUACCAUUUGAAGUUGUCAUUUCUGCUGGACAAAAGGCCAAGGAGGAAUCAUUGCAUAGAGGUGGCAAUGAUCCAGACAGGAGCAAGCCUGUCAGGGAUAUUAGUGAUCUCACAGGAGAAGGAAAUAUAGAGAGUAUGCUUUCAGUUGAAAUGGGCUUGAGGGAACUGGCAUCUCUAAAGGUUGAGGAUGCAGUUGUGCUAGCCUUGGCCCAACACAGGCGUCCGAAUUUGGUUCGGCAGUCCGCUUUAGAUUCCAAAUCACCUGGUGAUCCUAAGUUUAUGGAGGCGUAUGAAUUAAGUGAAGAGGAGGCAGAAGAUGUUCUUUUCAAAGCGGCUUGGCUGACUUACUUUUGGAGAAGAGCUAAGGUACAUGGUGUCGAAGAGGAUAUAGCAGAAGAGCGGCUUCAGUUAUGGAUCAGCCGUAGUGGGCAAUCACCCACUUCACAUGAUGCUGUGGAUGUGGAACGAGGUUUAUUGGAGCUGAGAAAGCUUGGGAUAGAACAGCAACUUUGGGAAGCAUCCCGGAAGGAAAUCGAUCAGCCUCCUUCUUCUGAAGCUGCUAAUCACAAUCCCAAUGCAGAUUCGGAUACCUCAUGAAGGAUUGCACCUUAGAUAUAUUGAUUUUGUCAAAAUUUUCUGUAUUUUUUUAUUUUUAUUAUUAUUAUUAUUAUUAUUAUUAUUAUUAUUAUUAUUAUUUUCCACAUGUGGUUUUCAUCCA